CAGCGGCCCGCCGGGGAGCCAGCGCGGCCGCUGGAAAAACUCAGGGAGCGACUUUUCCCGAGCAACAUCCAUUGGAAAUCUUCACCUCACCUCCAGCCCGACCGCAACAAUUGCCUCGAUCCACCCAGAAAGGGCCCAUUGACAGCCAUUGCCGGCCCCCGACCUCCGUCCUCAACCACGGAUCGCAUCCUAUAGUCACAGCGCAGCAAUGUCGUCGACGGGAGUCAACGUUCUCCGGUGGUCCGCCCUCGCCGUGGGCGUCUUCUACGGCUUCUCUCACCAACGGACGAUAACGACCACGCAACGGGCCGCGCACGAGCAGCACGAGUACGAGCAAAAGCAAAAGUUGAUAGAUCAGGCCAAGGCCGAGUUCGCCAAGCAGAAGAACCCGCAGCCUGCGUCUCAGUCCGAUGUCAUCACCGACGUCAACAGCCCCAAAUUUGACCUCGAGAAGUACCUGCUGCAGGUGGCCAAGGAGAACCCUUAAGAGACGGAUAGGGCGGUGCGGGAUGGUCGGCGGUCGACUGUCCGCAAGAGUGCGGGCGUGGUGGGAAGGAGGGCGGCUCGUCUACAGACUUGAGCGACAGGCCAAGGGUCCUUUGUGCUAGGACGGCGAGAUGUAGGUGUGUACUAUGAUGGGGGCGCCGAGGAGCGCGACUGCAUAGACGUUUCCUUUUAGGUCCUGUGUGCGCAAAGUGUACAGGUGUAAACAUACACGCAAUUAGAUGGCAUGCACGGACGGAUCCCCGUGGAAAGCAGUGAUAUUGAGCUGCACACUACCAUGUGAUGCCGCCGAUGAGAAGGCACCUGUCUGUCACUAGCGGGGUCACUUAUGGCACCUACCCACUGCCAGACGCAUU
Molecule: messenger RNA, 860 nt
Organism: Purpureocillium takamizusanense
Lineage: Eukaryota; Fungi; Ascomycota; Sordariomycetes; Hypocreales; Ophiocordycipitaceae
Gene: TIM11
Product: F1F0 ATP synthase subunit e, mitochondrial
Exons: 3
Coding region: 209-487 (92 amino acids)
Biological process (GO): proton motive force-driven ATP synthesis
Molecular function (GO): proton transmembrane transporter activity
Source: RefSeq, a predicted model, not a curated record